UGCCUGCGCGAUGUAAAUACGCCCGAUCAAAAUAAGCAGCAAGGUUUUUUUUUGUACGCGAUUGCGGAAUCCUCAAAUCAAACUGUUUUCAUUCAACUUCCGUGCGCCUCGGUUGGCUGAGCUGUUGCGCUGGUGUGACUUACGCUAAUUACGUGGAUUAAGCGAGUGGCGGGUGCGUUAAGUUAAGGUUUGUGACUAAGUUGAAGGAGCCUGGUGGACCAUGUUCCGUCUGGGCCCUGGGGGUUGCGCACGGUACAAGUGACCUCUGGCCAGCUGCUAUGUGAGAAAACGUAGGAAUAACACACAAAAUUGUGCAACCAAACUAAGUCUUGAGCUGGAGGAAGGGUUAGCCUAAGCUUCGUAGUCAACAGCGAAAGUAAUUAACUUUUAAUCGAGCCUGACGUAAUCCCAGCUGUGAAAGAGCCACAACAUCCACAAUGCAGGUGCUGAGCAAGUGCAGCUCGGUGCCGGUGACCUGCCUGGAGUACGUGCACCCAUGGACACCGUCCUGCGGCGUGGCUUCGGCCGAGUUUCUGGUGGUGGCCCUGCAGGACAGUUUCCGCAUUUACAUGGCGGUUUAUCUGCUCUCUCUGGUGAUGCGCGGUCGCGUCCCUACGCUCGGCGACCUCCGGCGCACGAUCCGCGGCCUGAUGCAAUCCACCGCCUUCCUAACCAUGUCCGCCUUCAGCUACUCGAUCUUCCUGUGCGCGAUAAGGCGUGCACUGGGGUCGUACAACUUCUACACCGCCUCGUACAUUCCGGCCUUUAUGGCUGCGUUCUGCGCGAUUCUCGUUGAGCGACCUUCGCGCCGGGGUCUGCUCAGUUUGUACGUUGCGAAUGUGGCCUCGGAAACCGGCUGGAACAUUCUCAAGUCACGGGGGUUGGUGCCGGUUUCGUUGCCCCACGGGCAGAUUGCGAUUUUUGGGGUUUCGACGGCGAUUUUGCUGUACUUUUACCGGUUGAAUCGCCAGAAGGACUACAAGGACUCGAUGUUUGACGUGUUUCGGUUUGCGCUGGGCGAGAGUGAAGUGAUGAAAGCGCAAGAAGUGCCGGCGAUAGAGGGAUCGCGCCGGGAUAGUCGACCACGGGCGGUGGGGUCCAGAAGUCCUGGUUCCACGUACAACGUCAUCCAGAUGGCGUUGCGAGCCUACGUUAAUGUGAUAUCACGGGUUAAGAACCUGAGCAAACACGAGCUGUGUCGGCAUCGGCACAGUUGCCUGUACAACAUGCUGUCCGGAGGGGCGCGGAUGUUCUCCAUCGGGGUCGGCAUUCAGGUGCUGAUGAAGGUGCUGGUGCAGGCGAGGAGGUUGAUUCGAAAGCCGUCGCUCGCUCGGCGGACCUUUUUGAGCAAGGACAUCCUGAAGCUGGGCUGCUUCCUGGGAGAAUUUACGCUUCUCUAUAAGUUGUCUUCCUGCUUGUUGCGACACGCAACCAAUAGUGAUAAGGCGGCCUUUGCCAUUCCGAGCGGACUUGUUGCCAGCGUGGCGUUCGCACACUACUCGGACAACACGAUCGCCCUCUACAUUAUGUGGAAGAUGCUCCAGACCUCCUACAACUGGGGCAUCGAGAAGGGCUACGUCCCCAAAGUGCCCGGCUUCACCGUGUUCCUGUACUGCGCCUCGACGGCGUUACUCUUCCACGCGGCUACCAUGGAGCCGAUGAACCUGCGGCCAAGCUACUGGAAGUUCCUGCACAGCAUCUCCGGCGGAAGAAUCAGCGUGAUGGAUCGCAGCGGGUUCAACGUGUACGGGCUGGCCACCACGGACCAGAUUGCGCAAAUUUCCAAACUGUGCAAGACGAAGGCGGAGGUCGAGUUUCGGAUUUUCGAUGAUUGAGCAGCGGCGGUGGAGAAAAAAAUUACGACAAAUGGCCUUAACUGGAUAGUUGCUGCACUUUAAAUUCGUUUGGAUUCUUCCCAAGGAGCCCACAGCCAAUGAAUAGUGUUAAACACUGCAGCAAGAAAAAAAUAAUAACUGGAAUCCAAGUGCAGUUUAUUUCAUUCGUUUUUGAUUGAUUAAGAUAGAAAAAUGGCACAAAAACAACAUGCUUCGCAACAACUUCAACUAAGGGACAAGGGCUAAUGUUAGGUUCUGUAAAUAAGUGACUUACAGUUUGAUGUUUUGUAUGCGUCUGCGUUAACUAUUUUGUAUUUUGUUUUAAAAUAAAUCGUCGGUAAAUGGA
This is a messenger RNA of Culex pipiens pallens (northern house mosquito), 2181 nucleotides long. Its product is annotated as transmembrane protein 135-like. The transcript is spliced from 6 exons. NCBI's taxonomy places the organism in Eukaryota, Metazoa, Arthropoda, Insecta, Diptera, Culicidae. The record is from RefSeq and is a predicted model, not a curated record. The coding region runs from base 438 to 1835 and encodes 465 amino acids.